AUGAGCGCGCCAAUCAUCAAUCCGGUGUUCAUCGUCUACGGAGUGGUCCUCGCGCGCGCGGUGUACGAUCGGCACGGCGCUCGAUUGGCCGCAGAAUACGACGCGCUGUCCAGACGUUUGUCCAGGUUCUCGCGGAGGCAAGCGAGUCGCAUGCGGGGCGCGUUGUUCGAUCGAAGAGGCGAGCGGGCGGUGGAGGACGCGUUACGCGACCUGGCGGACGUGAACGGCGCGUUGGCGAAGAUGAGCAGAGAGCUCGGAUUGGGUGAUCUCGGUGGGAACGAGCGAUUUCGAUGUCAGCUGGUCGUUCGUGAGCGCGCGCCUAGCUGGGUGCCGAUGUUUGCGCGACGCGCGAUGUGCGAGUGCGGCGUGGACAUCGAGCGCGUGCCGGCGAGCGAGGUCGACGUCGCGGUCGCGAGCACGAGCGACCGAGAGCAAAACCGCGGUGGAAGAUGGCUUCGCGCGGCGUACGGGUACGUGGCUCAGGACGGUGGCGCGGCAGUGAGUUCGGUGAGCGGCGCGGCAGACGCCGAUGACGGGUACGAGAUGGUGCACGUCAUACGACACGCGACGUUCGACGAGUUCUACGGCUCGCUCAAACCGUUGAUUCAGCAAUUGGUGGUUGAUUUCGAGGCCGAGCUUCGCGGGGCACACGUCGGCGCGCAGCAUUCGAACGACGCGGAAGCCGUCGCGGCACCCGGCAAUUUGGACGAAGAGGACGAGGACAACAUAUGUUCCAUAUGCAUGGACGCUCGCUUGCGCGUCGUCGUCAACUGCGGACACGCGUUCUGCGACGAGUGCCACACGCGUUGGUUGCGUGUCUCCAUGACGUGUCCGGUGUGUCGCGCCGCACUUCCUCGCGAGACACCCGGCGAAUCCGACGCCUCUUUCGCGCUCGUUGAUUAUGACGACGUCAGAGAAGUCCUUGGCCACGGAGCGCGACGAAACGUCCACGAAAUCGCCCACGAAUGGCGCCAAGACAUUUCUAGUCGAACGACGGAGGAGAUCGAGAGCGAUUUACGACAUCGCGCCGCGCUCCUCGCCGAGCGCAUCGGCUGCUUGCCGCCGGCUGCCGAGCGCCGAGACGCCUUCGCCUCGCUCGUCGACGCCGCGCGCGCCGUCGCCGCGAUCUCUUAG
This is a messenger RNA of Ostreococcus tauri, 1134 nucleotides long. RefSeq names its product Zinc finger, RING/FYVE/PHD-type. The record is from RefSeq and is a predicted model, not a curated record. Bases 1 to 1134 code for a protein of 377 amino acids. The transcript has a single exon. Lineage: Eukaryota; Viridiplantae; Chlorophyta; Mamiellophyceae; Mamiellales; Bathycoccaceae.